GUGUGACGUCACGUGAGCGGCCCGUGUUCGUUCCAGCUGAGCGAAAAGCUCGGACGGCUCAAGCUCAAAGCGUGCGGUAACACACAUGCAGAGAGAACUGAACAGAAGGGGGUGACCACAGGGGGAAAAAAGCGAUUGAGCGACUGCACGGAAAAAAACGUCAACAUCCCACCAAUCGCGCUACGCAGCAGAAAUUGACUCAGCAACACUUCGUUUUGUUUUCAUUUGUCAUUUUCCAGGAGACGCAUUCAAGAGUUCGAGCAGUCAAGUUAUCAUUUGCGUUAUUGGAGUCCUUCUUUCUUCCUGUUUCUUCACCUGAGUCGCUGUAUUUUAUUAAUUUCUUCUCUCUACGUUGCGCUCGGACGUCGUUAUUCUGGACAUUCGUCUAUAUUUCUUCAAAAGUUCCGGCAGAAGAUAAACUGUCAAGUAUUUCUGGGAAUACGAGGAAUGUAUAUUUCUGUCCAUUCGUCUAAUCUACCAUCAAUUGCAAGCAGAAUGGCGCUCUUUGUUUAAAAAGCGUGUCUUCAAAUAAAGUAUCGAACCACGCAAGCAUCUAGCGGUCAAUCCGGCGGACGUUGGAUGAUGGCCAGGCCGCUUUCACAGCUCCUUCCCCCGGACCUUCCCUCUGCCGGAGCCAGUCCGCAGUUUGGCAACAGUAGCCAAGCAGGAGUCACACAUAACGGAGGACACUUAAACUCCACAGGAAACUUAAAAUCUCUCCUGCAGCUUCCAGUCAAAUGCGAUCAGCGCGUCAAAGACUGUGGUGAAAUGAAGGGUAAGGACAGGUUAGAUAUCGAUGAGGACUCUCUUGGUCGUUGUCCUCUGCGCAAUGGCUGCAGCAAUGGACUAGUCACUGACAGCAAUGGAGCAGGAACGGGCAGCUUCUCAAACAACAACAGCAACAACAACAAUUCCUUUCUGGGCCCGUUGCUAUGGGAACGAACAUUGCCCUGUGAUGGCGGGCUGUUUCAGUUGCAGUACAUGGAUCUCGAGGAGUUUCUGACGGAGAACGGGAUGAGCAGCAUGCACAAUACCUCCAACUCCACCUCGGCUCAGAUACCCUCGCAAAGCUCUCAGUCCGCUGUUCCCAACCAGGGCUCCCAGUGCCUCCCCACAUCACCCCCACACUGCUCCUCUUCCUCGUCACCAACAUCCGCCACCGCCUCUUCACCCUCACUGCUCGGGCUGGACAUGCACACGCCGCAGAGCAUGAUGGGAUCUGCAGACUGCUUGCAUGGCACUCCGCCAGGCAGCUUAGAGCCCACGCCUUCACCUUCCUCCACCACAUGUCCACCGCUCCCUACUCCACCCGCCACCAACUGCAAUGAGUUGCUGGCGCCGUUUGACCCUGAUCCAGCAGAUGUGGCGCUGUCCAGUGUACCCGGACAGGAGGCCUUUGAUCCACGCCGACAUCACUUCUCUGAAGAGGACCUCAAACCUCAGCCCAUGAUUAAAAAGGCCCGCAAGAUGCUCGUCCCUGAAGACCUGAAGGAUGAGAAGUAUUGGAGUCGCCGUUGUAAGAACAAUGAGGCAGCGAAACGCUCUCGCGACGCUCGCCGGCUGAAGGAGAACCAGAUCUCAGUGAGGGCCGCGUUCCUGGAGCGUGAAAACGCUGCUCUCAGACAGGAGGUGGCCGAUAUGCGCAAAGAGCUCGGCCGCUGCCGUAACAUCCUCAACAAAUACGAGAGCCACCAUCUGGAUCAGUAAAUGAAGAGGAGGAAAAUGUGAUAAAUGCGAUGAUGGAUGGAGAACGCAAUGAAUGUCCUGUGAUAGACAAGCUAAGAGACAGAGGAAAGUGCAUCGAUUAUAUUGAAAGAUGUAUGAAGACCGCACAAGCUCAAGUUGUAAACUGGAGAGAGAGAGAGAGAGAGAGAGAGAGAGAGAGAGAGAGAGAGCAUGUCACCUCUCUUAAUAGUUUUUCUUUUUCUUUCUUUAUUUCCAGUAAGGUACAAUGGUAAGAUUUUAAUUAUGGAGAGAAUUGUAUAUUUUUAUAUGAUAGAACGGGAAAUGGAAAUUUUUGAAAUUAAUUUUUUGUAUAUUUUCUAUAUCUUCGUGAGGGCUGUAAAGUAGUGAUGGAGGGAACGGGUCGAGGUAUCACUGUAAUAUAAAGUCAGAUUUAUGUGGUAUUUUUGAAUCAAUCAACGCUUAAUCCCAAAGUAUACUUGAGUUUUUACACAUGCGCACGGGUCUUUGUACAGUAACACAAAUUUUGUCAUCAUUCAGGACAGUGUACUGUACACAUGACGCUCGAAUUUUGUAAGCACGCAUACAAUGUACAUGUCGCUAGCACAUGCUUUUGGACAGUUUUUGUACAAUUCUGAACCAGGCCACUGUAAAAACCGCUAGACGCUAAGUGUGAUGGGAUUUUUAUUGCUCAUAGAGAGAAAAGAUGCAGACAGUGGUUGACAAUGACUCAAGUGGAUUAUACUCUGAACGAUUGACUGCUACGUGCUAACGUUGGCAUACAAAACAAAGUAUACUUGGGGCUUUAGCAGUUGAAGACUUUUUAUUGUUGUGAAGGAGAAGAGCGAGCAGCAGAAUUUUAACCUUUUAGAGAUUUAGAAAAGAACUUUCUAGAGAACUUAAACUGUAAAAUACUGAGAAAAAGAUAUACAUUUAAAUUUGUAUAGAAAUGUUAAUAUAGAUUUAUUCAAAAGCACUUGUGAUAAACCUGUUCGUAAUAUUUUGGUGAAGGCGAACAACCAUGAAUGAGGAA
Molecule: messenger RNA, 2716 nt
Organism: Danio aesculapii
Lineage: Eukaryota; Metazoa; Chordata; Actinopteri; Cypriniformes; Danionidae
Gene: dbpb
Product: D site albumin promoter binding protein b
Exons: 5
Coding region: 580-1707 (375 amino acids)
Biological process (GO): regulation of transcription by RNA polymerase II
Cellular component (GO): nucleus
Molecular function (GO): DNA-binding transcription factor activity, RNA polymerase II-specific; RNA polymerase II cis-regulatory region sequence-specific DNA binding
Source: RefSeq, a predicted model, not a curated record